Molecule: messenger RNA, 1263 nt
Organism: Impatiens glandulifera
Lineage: Eukaryota; Viridiplantae; Streptophyta; Magnoliopsida; Ericales; Balsaminaceae
Product: syntaxin-121-like
Exons: 2
Coding region: 157-1149 (330 amino acids)
Biological process (GO): vesicle fusion; intracellular protein transport; exocytosis
Cellular component (GO): plasma membrane; SNARE complex; endomembrane system
Molecular function (GO): SNARE binding; SNAP receptor activity
Source: RefSeq, a predicted model, not a curated record
AACCCUUCACAGCUUCAUCUAUGCCUCCAGUUGACCAUUUCCUCUAAAGAGAAGUUGAACUGGUUUACCUAUUUCACGAAUCCAGUCUCACUUUCUCUCCAAUUGUAGAUUCAAACCUGAAAUCAGAUUAAGAAAUCUCCAUUUCCACCAUAAACAAUGAACAAUCUCUUCUCCAGUUCUUUCUCACGUUUCCAGGACGAGUCUUCAGGACAUGUACAAAUGACCGAAGGCAGCACCGGUGGCGUCAAUCUCGAUAAAUUCUUCGAAGAUGUAGAGGCGGUUAAAGACGAUCUUCAAGAGCUUGAAAAUCUCCACGCUAGCCUUCAGAAUUCACAUGAACAGAGUAAGACUCUACACAAUGCCAAAGCCGUCAAAGACCUCCGCUCUCGGAUGGACGCUGAUGUCGGUUCAGCUCUCAAGAAGGCCAAACUCAUCAAGGUUCGUCUCGAAGCCUUGGAUCGAGCCAACGCAGCGAAUCGAAGCCUCCCUGGCUGUGGACCAGGUAGUUCUUCAGAUCGCACUCGAACAUCUGUUGUUAACGGCCUACGCAAGAAGUUACAGGACUCAAUGAAUUCUUUCAAUUCCCUCCGUCAAUUGAUUGCAAAUGAAUACCGCGAGACAGUUCAACGAAGGUACUACACAGUAACCGGAGAGAACGCCGAUGAAGCGACGGUGGAGAAACUAAUAGCGACAGGCCAGAGCGAGACUUUUCUACAGAAAGCGAUUCAGGAGCAAGGUAGGGGGAGAAUAAUGGAUACAAUCGCCGAAUUACAGGAGAGACACGAGGGGACGAAGGAGCUAGAGAGAAAUCUAAAGGAGCUUCAUCAAGUUUUUCAGGACAUGGCGGUUCUGGUUCAGCAUCAAGGGGAGCAGAUCGAUGAUAUCGAGAGCCAAGUGAAUCGUGCUAGUUCCUUCGUACGGGGAGGAACAGAGCAGCUUCAGGUGGCGCGUAAGCAUCAGAAGAAUACUCGCAAAUGGACUUGCUACGCCAUCAUUAUCCUUCUCGUUAUCAUCCUCUUCGUUGUCUUGUUUACAGUUCAGCCAUGGAAGAAUAACGGCGGCGGCGGUGGAAACAAUAACAAUAACACGCCGGCUGUAAACCCUAAUCCUCCUCCGUCUCCUCCUCCCCCUACUCCGACGACUCCAUAGAGGAACAGAGAGAGAUACAGGAUAUUAUGGUGGGUCUCCAUGUAUGCAAGAGUUGCCUUGGAAGAAGGGUAUUAUUGUUUAUUCUUAAAUAUUUUAUGUCUUUUAUUUUUAUCA